Messenger RNA from Oryzias melastigma (Indian medaka), 1549 nucleotides. RefSeq names its product serine and arginine rich splicing factor 4 (gene srsf4). Gene Ontology annotation, molecular function: mRNA binding. Gene Ontology annotation, cellular component: nucleus; ribonucleoprotein complex; cytoplasm. NCBI's taxonomy places the organism in Eukaryota, Metazoa, Chordata, Actinopteri, Beloniformes, Adrianichthyidae. The transcript is spliced from 6 exons. Bases 106 to 1224 code for a protein of 372 amino acids. The record is from RefSeq and is a predicted model, not a curated record. Gene Ontology annotation, biological process: alternative mRNA splicing, via spliceosome; mRNA splice site recognition.
CCCUAUUGUAUGAAAGGAGCUUUGUGCCGCUCGCUCAGCCUUGCGUCUCCUCCGCGUGUUUAGCUUGUUGUUCGCGUGCGUUUGGAUUCUUCGGAGCUGCAGAGGAUGUCGCGCGUGUACAUCGGAAGACUGAGCUACAGAGCCAGGGAAAAGGACGUGGAGAGGUUCUUCAAAGGUUACGGAAAGAUACUGGAGGUCGACCUUAAAAACGGGUAUGGCUUUGUAGAGUUCGAUGACCCGCGGGACGCAGAUGACGCCGUGUACGACCUGAACGGCAAAGAGCUGUGCGGGGAGAGGGUUAUCGUGGAGCACACCAAGGGCCCCCGCCGAGAUGGCGGCUAUGGUGGCGGCGGGAGGAGUGGAUACGGGCGCUGGGGAGGCAGAGACAGGUACGGCCCACCUGUGCGCACUGACUAUCGGCUUAUUGUGGAGAAUCUAUCCAGCCGCUGCAGCUGGCAGGACCUGAAGGACUACAUGAGGCAGGCGGGGGAGGUGACGUACGCCGACACCCACAAGGGCCGCCGCAACGAGGGCGUGAUCGAGUUCAGGCAGUACUCGGACAUGAAAAGAGCCCUGGAGAAGCUUGAUGGGACCGAGGUGAACGGCAGAAAGAUCCGGCUCAUUGAGGACCGCCCCGGCGCCAAGCGCCGCCGCUCUUACUCCCGCAGUCGCAGCCGAUCCAGGUCCCGCUCCAGAAGCCGCAGGUCCCACAAGAGCCGCAGCCGUAGUGAAAGCAGCAGCCGCAGCCGUUCCCGCUCCAGAGCGGCGUCCCGCUCCCGGAGCCGGUCCCAAAGCAAGAAGAGUAAGGGCAAGAAGGAGGAGGAGGAGCGCAGCAACGGCGCCCAGAAGGGCGAAGAGCGAAGCCGCAGCCCCAAAAGCAAGAAGGGAAAGAAAGAUGGCAAGAAGACCAAGAAGGGGUCCCGGUCCAGAUCCAGAUCUGGGUCUCGCUCUAGAUCUCGUUCCAGAUCUGAACCUAAGGAUCGGUCCAGGAAAUCCGUCUCAAAAGGCCCAGACCCACCCAAGAGCGACGACGAGGCCGGCGAAGGAGAGGCCGAACGGGGCUCCAGAUCCCGGUCCCGCUCCCCCGACGAACCCCGAGCCAGGUCCAAAUCCAAGUCUAAAUCCCAGUCCCCCGCCGGAGCCCGUUCCCGCUCCGCCUCCAGAUCAGAGUCCCGCUCCAAAUCCCGUUCCCAGUCCCGCUCUCGUUCCCGUUCCCGCUCCUAGGUCAUGUCCUGGACUGUGUGACCCCUGCCCCCCUGGUUCCCCCCGCCCUGUAUUUACAUUCCCCCAGCCCCCCGCCCCCGUUUUGAUAUGUAGAUCAGCCGCUCACGCUCCGUGUAUUUCACGCACUCACUUGCCCUUCUGUCGGCUAAUCGCGUUUUUUCAUUGGAGAACGUCGGAGCGGAACGAGCUGCAGUCCGCUUUUAUAAGUUGGAGCCAUUAUGUCUCAAUUUUUUAAUCAGAUGUAGGAACAUGUUUGUUUUUGGCUGUAACACGAAGCAGCUCACCUCUGUGAAUCCUUUUGUUUCAGAUUAAAAUGUGUUCUAGA